AUGCCAGAUCCAGACAACGCUACUGGCCCAGUAAAGCGACAACGUGUGCUGGCGUGUCAAAGAUGUCGUCGACGAAAGCAGAAGUGUACUGAUAGUAGACCAUGUGAGAAUUGCGUCCAGUCAGGCUCGGAAUGCGUGCCAUUCGAAUCGUCGAUCACGGCUGCAACCGGAAACGAAUAUGUUCAACGGCUUGAAGAACGUGUUGCACAACUUGAGGCUCAGAUUCCUCGGGAAGGGCUUGACCACUUGCAACUUGAACGGUUGCGGUCUCGCGAAUCCGUUUCGCACUUGAUGACGAGGAACGAAGGCCAGAAUUCACCUAGCUCAAGUCAUGAGUUUCCGGACCUUACUCACUCCCCCGUUGGAUUUCAUGUAUCAGCACAUACACCCAUGGUGACGGACAUGGCUCCACCUAGAAGUGCAGCGUCCAACCGUUCCUCAGGAGCGCCCUUAGGUGGUGGUCAUCAAUUUGAGGUGACUGAACUUGGGGUUGAACAAGAGCGUGCACUUUUGGAGACCUACUUUCGAAUGGCCCAUGCCCAGUACCCAUUUUUGCUUCGACAUGAAGUUUACCAGUGGAUAGACGCAUGGUGGGCUCAACGAGGUAAUCCUUCAGAGGAGCUGAAAUGGCAGGCAUUUUUUGUUCACAUGAUUUAUGCUAUUGGACUUGUGAUGACCAAAUCACGAUUAGACGGACCGACCUUGGCACAGAAACUUCACGCAACUGCUACGACGAUGUAUCUUCCUCAUCUAAAAUCUUUGUCGAACCCGCUACGCCGAGCUCAGGGCUUGCUGCUCUUGACAGUCUAUUGUCUUCAUAUGCCCUCUCAGGAGAACAUAAUUUCACUCUCCUCCAUGACGAUAAGGUUUUGCAUCAUGUCACAGUUUCACCUCCUUGAAACUGAACCGAAAGUUCUCAGCAGGGAUGAAAUUAUCGAAAUACAGGUUCGAAGACGUGUGUUCUGGUGUGCCUACGCAAUCGACAGGGCCGUGUGCAGUACAUUUGACUUUCCCUGUUCGAUUCCAGACGAUAACAUCACGGUGCCUCUAUUUGACGAUGUCGACGACGAUCAAUUGCUUACGUCUUGGGAUCCGUCUGCGGCUAUAUCACCGGCUGUUGCGACAAUGAUGACUCCAGCGUUGCACGUAAUCAAAAGUCGACAAAUCGAAUCCGAAAUGCAAGAAAUGAUGCUACGCAAGAGCUUUUCUCCGGAGUCCAGUCAAGCAUUUCACUGGCGCUCGAUGAUGCUCGUCAAGCUGCAGGAAUGGAACAGCAUCUCAAGAAGCUCCCCUGAGCCAUUUCAGAAGGGAUAUGUAAGCCUUCGAUGGUUGGAGAUGAUAUACUACUAUCACAUAAUCUCUCUUUUUCGGCCCACAAAGGCGCUUGCAUCCGGCAUAGCAGGCGAUUGGUCGGUCCACAGCUGUUGCAAAGCUCUGACACUAUUUCGACGAUUCCAGAUGGCACGAGAGAUUGCGAAGCCCUGGCUAGGACUCUUGACGCAAUUCCAGAUUGGAGUCACGCUAUUGUAUUGCUUUUUCGCGACACCGCCAAGUCAAUGGAAAGAUUCGUAUCGAUCGCCGGAUGUGCUUGACGCCAUUCGGGCAUGUUCGACCACUCUUGCGAUCCUCGCUGACCGCUGGACGGAAGCUGAAUGCACGCGAGAUGUGUUUGAGGUUUUAGCCAGAGAAGUGCCAGUAGCAGAAAAUUGGCGUCGACCGACUCGGAUGAGCGAACGUGGAAGAAAGGACAUCGAGCAGAACUGGCCGCUUUUGCAGUCCACCGUCAUUCAUCGACCGACUCUACGAAUGAUUCACGAGAUGGCGGCUGAAGACUUUGCACAGGAUGACGACCUGGACGUAGAUGUUGCUAGUGGAGUCAAUCCAGAAGCACGCUCGGAGAUGCCUUCUACAGGGGAAUUCGAUCUGCAAUGGAUCGAUCCAUCGCAUGGACCUCUGGGAGAUAUGGCGACCCAUUUUAACCGCAGUGGUGCGACGGGCUUGUACACGGCCAACUUCGAUCUAGACUACGGGUGA
Verruconis gallopava is the source of this 2034-nucleotide messenger RNA. RefSeq lists its product as uncharacterized. The record is from RefSeq and is a predicted model, not a curated record. The coding region runs from base 1 to 2034 and encodes 677 amino acids. Gene Ontology annotation, biological process: DNA-templated transcription; positive regulation of transcription by RNA polymerase II. Gene Ontology annotation, molecular function: sequence-specific DNA binding; DNA-binding transcription factor activity, RNA polymerase II-specific; zinc ion binding. The transcript has 8 exons. Lineage: Eukaryota; Fungi; Ascomycota; Dothideomycetes; Venturiales; Sympoventuriaceae.